AACAAGAAACAUCAACAGUCACAAACCGAGUUCCUCUCUCUCCCCCAUAUUCCACACCGCGUCAAAGCUUGAGCUUUUACACACACCCUUCGACACACAGAAGCUUCUUGUCUCUUUCUCUUUGAUUUGCACCAGCGAGCACUAGUCUCUUGUUCCUCUUCUUUCUUCACAAUGUCGUGGCAAGCUUACGUUGAUACCAGCUUGGUUGGCACCGGCCAUGUUGACAAGGCCGCCAUCAUCAGCAUCGCUGGCGACAGCGCGUGGGCGUCCACUGCCGGUUUCACCCUCUCCGCUACCGAAAUGAAGGUCAUCGCAGAUAUUGUCAAGGGCGACAAGACCGUGACGGACAAGGCCUUCGCCGACGGUCUCUUCAUUGGCGGCGAAAGAUACGUCAUGGCCCGUGCCGAGGAUGGAGCUAUCUACGCGCGCAAGGGCAAGGAGGGCAUCGCCGUCGCCAAAUCCACCCAGGCCGUUCUUCUCGGUCACCACAGCGAGGUCCAGCAGGCCGGUAACGCUACACAGGCGGUGCAGAAGCUGGCGGACUACCUCGUUAGUGUGGGCUACUAAACAACCAUCGUGGAGUGGAUUGGCGCAAAGGGAGGCGGGGUGGGGGUGGGGUUGUUUUUUAAGGCAUCCCUGAAGAGCUGUGAUGUGUGCGAGGCAGGCUGGGCAGCUCGCUCCCGCACAUAGCCACACACGAGGAUUUGACACAUGAAUUCGACGAACACUAGAUUAGCAAGAGUUACCAAUGGC
Colletotrichum destructivum is the source of this 753-nucleotide messenger RNA. Its product is annotated as Putative profilin. Gene Ontology annotation, molecular function: actin monomer binding. The record is from RefSeq and is a predicted model, not a curated record. Lineage: Eukaryota; Fungi; Ascomycota; Sordariomycetes; Glomerellales; Glomerellaceae. Bases 172 to 567 code for a protein of 131 amino acids. Gene Ontology annotation, cellular component: cell cortex. The transcript is spliced from 5 exons.